AUGGCUCCUUCUACAACCACAGCGGCCAGCAGUGCCGCAACUACCACCGGUAGUGGUGAUAGCGGCUCCGGCUCAAAUGCGACGAGUUCGCCUCUUCUGUUUUUUGUCGCAUUAGGAUUCGGCGUCGUCUUCACCAAUCUUUGGAUUAUCGUCGGCGUUAAAUACUGCUUCCGCUACAAUCAACGGAACCGCCAGUUACGCAAUGAGGAGACUGGUGACCCGAUAGAUCUGGUUACCAUGCCUCGCGCCCAUCGAAGACGACGAGAGAAGAAGUUGAUGACUAUGGACGAAGUUAACGAGCGAUUCCCCUUGGUGAAAUACAAAGUGUGGAGGUCGUCUCGCGCCAACCAAGGUCUUUCAACGGAGGGGGGUAUCACGGCUCCCAAUACUCGACCACAGAGCCUCAAAGAUGAGGAUGGCGUUGCCUUUACUGUCCCAGUGAUUUCUGCAGCCGCAACUUCACCCGUAGUGGAGGAGGAGCGGGCGGUAUCAAGCAAUACUUCUCAGCCAUCCCACGAUGUAUCCGGAGACCCCGCUUUACGACCGACUGGAAUCGACACUUCUACGGGCGCCGCUGCUACCUCUACCCGGCAAGAAACCGGAGGGAACGUAACAGAAGAAAAGUGGCAACACUCCCUGAUCAAUGAGCACGCUGAUCUGGAAGAGGACGAAGACGAUGGCGAUCAGAUUCGAAAAGCGGUGCCCGCCGAGUUGCUUCCCAACCCUGGAGAUUCUUGUGCAAUUUGCUUGGACAUCAUUGAAGACGAUGAUGAUAUUCGGGGACUUGCUUGUGGUCAUGCCUUCCACGCCUCAUGCGUCGAUCCUUGGUUGACAAGUCGGCGGGCCUGUUGUCCUUUGUGCAAAGCGGACUACUAUGUUCCAAAGCCCCGUCCCCAGCCAGCCGAGGGAGCGUCUGCUUCGGAUCGCCAGGGACGCCGUACUGUAUCGAUUCGCCUUGAUGGUCUAGCUAGACCCCCGCGUGCUGCGCAGCCGAGGGCUCAGAUCAAUCCUUUCCGGGUGCAGAUGGCGUUCCCUGGUCGGUUAUUCCAACCAACAUCCCCAGAAUCACAAGGCCGACCUCCUCAAGCGGCAGGGCUCUCGGAAGACCCUCCCAGCGAAGCACAAGAUCCGAUUAGACCGUCACCUCGAGGAAAUUGGUCACGAUUCUUGCCAUCGCGUCUGCGAGGGCGUCCUUCCCAAAACCCUACUACCGGCGAGGCUCCUGAGCCAUCAGCCGAAAGAAAUCCUCCAUCUAACAACAAUCUGCCGGCCGGGCAACAACAGCGUACGCCUGGUCAACUCGAGGCGGGCACUUGA
Penicillium subrubescens is the source of this 1317-nucleotide messenger RNA. Its product is annotated as E3 ubiquitin-protein ligase RNF103. Gene Ontology annotation, biological process: ubiquitin-dependent protein catabolic process. Bases 1 to 1317 code for a protein of 438 amino acids. The transcript is spliced from 2 exons. NCBI's taxonomy places the organism in Eukaryota, Fungi, Ascomycota, Eurotiomycetes, Eurotiales, Aspergillaceae. Gene Ontology annotation, cellular component: cytoplasm. Gene Ontology annotation, molecular function: ubiquitin protein ligase activity. The record is from RefSeq and is a predicted model, not a curated record.